Molecule: messenger RNA, 1901 nt
Organism: Musa acuminata subsp. malaccensis (wild Malaysian banana)
Lineage: Eukaryota; Viridiplantae; Streptophyta; Magnoliopsida; Zingiberales; Musaceae
Source: RefSeq, a predicted model, not a curated record
AGGGAGGGAGGGAGGUAGGGGGGGAGAAAAAGGACCCUUUCUGGUAACUGAAGGUUUCACGUUUCCCUUUUCUACAUCUCCUCUCUCUCUCUCUCUCGGUGAGCAAUGAGUCCAAGCUAUGACUCUGCUUCCUCCAUCCUCCUUUGUGCUGAGGAUGGUGACAGCGUCCUGGGCUUUGAUGAUGUGGAGGAGCAGCGUGGGCACAGGCCUAGUUGGGGUUCUGAACCAAAAAGGUUUGAUUUUUACGGGGAUCUCCCGGUGGAUUCUACCCUGCAGUCGGAUGAGCGCUUGGGUUGGUUGGUCGAGAGGGAACAGGGGCAUCUGCCGAGGGAGGACUACGGCCAGAGGCUGCGUUCCGGGGCUUUGGACCUUUCCCUCAGGGGAGAUGCCAUCGAUUGGAUGUGGAAGGUUCAUGCCCAUUACAAUUUUGGACCAUUAAGUGCUUAUUUAUCUGUCAAUUACUUGGAUCGGUUCCUCUCUGCCUAUGAGUUUCCACAAGGCAAGACUUGGAUGACACAGCUGUUGGUUGUGGCCUGCCUAACUUUGGCUGCCAAGAUGGAGGAAACUGAAGUCCUUCUGUCCCUGGAUUUACAGGUUGGUGAAACAAAAUAUGUGUUUGAAGAUAGGACUAUUCAGAGAAUGGAGCUUCUGGUUCUGAACACCCUCAAAUGGAGGAUGCAAGCUGUGACACCUUUCUCGUACAUAGAUUUCUUCCUUCACAAGUUCAGUGGUGGCAAUGCACCCACCAAGUUGUUGGUUUCUCGAUCUACAGAACUCAUCUUGGGCACAGUUAAAGGGAUAGAUUGCCUAGCAUUCAGACCUUCAGUGAUUGCUGCGGCUAUUGCGCUGCUGGUUCUGAGAGAUACCCAGGUUGUGGAUGCUGAGAAGAGUCUGUCCUUUUGCACUCAUGUACCAAAGGAGAGGGUGUCGGCAUGCUUUGAAGUGAUUCAAGACAAGGUGUUCAUGUGGAAGCAGUCACUUAAAGAUGGUAGUAGCUCAUCAGUGUCCUCUGUGCCGCAAAGCCCAGUAGGGGUGUUGGAUGCUGCUUGCUUGACCUAUCACAGUGAUGAUGCAACUGUUGUGUCACAUGCAACAUGUCUCCAUACUUCUCCAGCUAGCAAGAGGAGGAAAGUAAGCAGAUGAUCAAUGUCACCAAGUAGCUGUGAAUGUGUGUACUCCUUGCUCUCUUGGCAGGCUUUGCUACUUUCAAACAAGUAUUUUGGUUUAUUCAGGGAGAAUUUUGGUGUACUGAGGAGUUCUUCCACCCAAAAAAAAAUUAAGAAAAAAAGGAACAGAUACAAGCAAGUGAGCAAAGUGUCAUCCACCAUCUUUUAGAUUAAGAAAAAUUAAAGAGAAAUGGAAGGAGAUGGUGAAUCUAUUUAGGAGGAAGGUGCUGCUAGGCAUUGGUUAUUCUUCUCAAAGUGAAGAAAUCAGGAAAUAAACUUCUUUCAGGAUCAGAAUUUUAGCAUUCAAAAAAAACAAAAACAAAAAAAAGGAACAGAAAUUGAGAAAAACAUAGAAGUGGAUUUGUUCAAAAAGUUUUGUUGUAUUUCUAAUGCCUGCCAUCCUACUAUUUGGUCGAUUGGUUGUCUGCUUUGACUCUGGAAUUUGCUCAUCCUCCCAUGGCACAAGAGAAGAGCCCCUGUCAGUAGAAGUAUUGGGAAGGCAACAUACAAAAUCUUCAAGGAGCAGAGAAUCCAAUAUUAAUUAGAUGUGUGUAGGACUGCUGGUAGACUUGGAAGUUUCAGUGGCUGAUGUAAAGAUCAUAGCUGUAUUUGCAGAGGAGAAUUACUCCCUGCAGCUUUGUUUGCUUCUUUUGGGAUCUCCCUUUGUGAAAAUGUGUCUAUUUAGUCCUAAUCAAACACAUCAUGAGAUCCAAUCUGGCAAAGGCCAUUAAAUUG